Messenger RNA from Trematomus bernacchii (emerald rockcod), 2781 nucleotides. It is a transcript of the gene zer1, whose product is annotated as zyg-11 related, cell cycle regulator. Lineage: Eukaryota; Metazoa; Chordata; Actinopteri; Perciformes; Nototheniidae. Gene Ontology annotation, cellular component: Cul2-RING ubiquitin ligase complex. Gene Ontology annotation, molecular function: protein binding. The transcript is spliced from 16 exons. Bases 253 to 2607 code for a protein of 784 amino acids. The record is from RefSeq and is a predicted model, not a curated record.
CUGUGACCGCUGUCUGUUCACUGUGGUUCCACACAUAGCUCGUAGCUAGCGCUGGUCCCACUAGCUAUGUUAGCUAACACCAUAGCAGGGAAAGUCACCGUUAGCCACAAGCUAAUUCUGACGCUGAGAUGCACUGCUGACACCGUAUCGGCAAGUUGAGGCUUAACUUGGAAAACACAUGUUUGUCUCUUUGAUAUUUGUGUCCCCUGCACUGCCCUGUCUUUAAUCUGAGCCGGAGACAAAGAGGCUAACAUGGCAGCAAAAGCAGGAGACAACCCUGACAGCCUCAUGACUCUGGCAACCAUCUUCUGCCUGAGGAACCUUAGGAAGACCAUGUGCUACCAGGGAUUCAGGAACAAGCUCUGUCUGCGCUCGGACAUCUUCCUUCCCAGCGAGAUCUGCGACAAGUUGGUCAACACAUACAUGGAGUUGGUCCACACAGAUAGUAACUUUGAACCAGAGGAAAGCUUCUUCCAACUGUUCUCAGACCCUUGCAGCACCAGACUGACCAGGGUACAGCUGAGAGAAGACUUCGUACGGGACAGAGAUCUGGAGGCCAUUCAAAAACAGGACCUGAUUGAGCUCCACCUCACCUACUGCAACAGUCUGUCCUCCCGCAGCCUGAAGUCCCUGAUCAGCUUCCGUGAGACCUUGGUGUCUCUGUGUCUCUUCGGCUGCAACCACAUCUUCUACAGGAAGGGCGGUGCCCCACUCGCAUGCAACGAAGACACUGAGGAUGAGGAGGAGGAGAGCCCUGCUUCCAGGCAAGCUUUAGAGACAGACUUUAACUUCCAGGGCUUCAACCGCCUCAGGCUGCUCAACUUAGGCGGCCUGCCAGACGAGGUGGAUGCUGAGACGCUGCUCAAACCCCUGAAGUCGCUCACCUCACUAGAUCUGUCUAAUGUACAGUUGCUGGGAACAGCUUUUCUCACCCAGUGGAAAGACAGACUUGCGUCUCUUGUGCUCUACAACGUUGACCUGUCAGAGGAGCUGGUCAGUACCAUUGUGGAGAUGGUAAAUCUCAGGCAUCUUGACAUCUCCCGGGAGAGCAGGCGCACCUCUAAGUUUAAGAUGAGCAGGAAGAUCCUGACGGCCAUCGUACAGCGCCUGGUCAACCUGGUGUCUCUGGACAUCUCCGGGCACAUAAUGCUCGACAACUGCACAGUCCCACACAUCGAGGAAGCUAUGGGGCGGCCGAGCAUCGAGCCGUGCAAGAGCAGCAUUUAUCCUUUCCAGGAGCUGAAGAGGCCGCUGCAGUUCCUGGGCCUGUACGACACCACCCUCUGUAAUGUGACACACAUCCCUGCUUAUAAGGUGACCGGAUCAAAGAAUGAAGAGCAGGUUCUGAAUGCCAUAGAGGCGUACACAGAGUUUCGUCCUGAGCUGGCCCACAGAGCCAUCAAUCAGCUGUUUGACAUCGCCAGGAUACAGCACUGCAGCCAACUGCUCCGAGCUCUGCAGCUGGUCAUAGCAGCGUUGAAGUGCCACAAAUACGAUAAGAGCAUCCAGGUGACGGGCAGCGCCGCUCUGUUCUACCUGACCAACACGGAGUACCGCAGUGACCAGAGCGUGAGGCUGCGCAGAGAGGUCAUCCAGGUGGUGCUGAACGGAAUGGAGCAGUACCAGGAGGUCACCGUCCAGAGGAACUGCUGCCUGACUCUGUGUAACUUCAGUAUUCCAGAGGAGCUGGAGUUCCAGUACAGUCGGGUCAACCAGCUGCUGCUGAAGAUCCUGGAGCCAGCCCGGCAGGACGAGUCCAUCCAGAGAAUCGCUGUGCACCUCUGCAACGCUCUGGUCUGUCAGGUGGACAACCACCACAAGGAAGCUGUGGGGAAGAUGGGCUUUGUCAAGACAAUGUUGAAUUUAAUUCAGAAGAAGCUACAGGACAGAACGUGUGACCAGGUGAUGGAGUUUUCCUGGAGCGCUCUGUGGAACAUCACUGAUGAGACGCCUGACAACUGUCAGAUGUUCCUUAACUGUCGGGGCAUGAGUCUCUUCCUGGAGUGUCUUCAGGAGUUUCCAGACAAGCAGGAGCUGCACCGCAACAUGUUGGGGCUUCUGGGAAAUGUUGCUGAGGUGAAAGCACUGAGACCCCAGCUGCUCACCCCCCAGUUCAUCACUGUGUUCAGUAACCUGCUGGACAGUAAGGCGGAUGGGAUCGAGGUGUCCUACAAUGCCUGCGGCGUGCUCUCACACAUCAUGUUUGACGGCCCGGCCGUUUGGUCCAUGGAGGAUCCGCGCAGAGACUCAGUGAUGGACAAGAUGAUGGACGCCAUCCAGAGCUGGGACGUCAGCUCACGCCGCAACAUCAACUACAGGUCGUUCGAGCCCAUCCUGCGCCUGCUGCCUCAGAGCAUCGCCCCCGUCAGUCAGCACUGGGCCACCUGGGCCCUCUACAACCUGGUGUCAGUUUACCCAAGCAAGUAUUGUCCCCUGCUGAUAAAGGAGGGAGGAAUAAGUCUUCUAGAGAAAGUUCUGGAACUGGAAAGCUCACAUCCGGAGACCAAGGACAUGGCCAGCAAAGUAAUGGAGGCGUGUGAAACCUUCAAAGAAGACCCCAUGGAAACAAAUAAUGGACAGGAGGUCAACUUUGGACAAAGAGGUUGACCCCACAGGAGCCGUGAUCCCCAGCAAACAUCCAACACACCCACCUGAGGCCCCUCCCACUGUCAUCAUCACAAGGGUCAACUGUGUGCAUUAUUCAUAUCAUUCUUAUUAUUGUGUGUGUGUGUGUGUGUGUGUGUGUGUGUGUGUGUGUGUGUGUGUGUGUGUGUGUGUGGU